AUGCCGAAGGCACGUAAAGGCUCAUCAAAGAAGUCCAAAUCUCGCAAAAGGCCCGCCGCCGCCCAAGACGAAGGCUGGUACACCAUUAGGCGCAUUCUUGAUGAGAGGACCGUAAAAGGUCGCGUCGAAUACCUGGUUGACUGGGACGAUAAUACCGUCACCGGGCAACCUUAUGAUCCGACUUGGAGCUCUGAGGUUACAAGUAUUGCCAGAGUGGAAUGGGAAAAGGUCAAGGCUCGGCGUCGCGGAGAGGACUAUCAGCUUGAACAGCAGCUUGAGCAACAGCUUGAACACCACUUUGAGCCGGGACCAGGGCCGGACCCGGAGCUAGACCCGGAGCAACAUCUGCAAGAUCGCCAGCAGCCAGAACAGUCAAGCGAACAGGGGCCAGAAGCGCAACCAGAGCCCACAUCAGAUCAAGAGAGCGACAACAGCCAACCGCCGCGGCCUGCUCAUCAGCGGCGCAUCAACAAGGCCGGCUCAAAGAAGCGGCGACGCUCAGCCUCCUUGAUUUCAUCAUCUUCCACCUCAUCCCCUAUUCGGCCCCGUAAAGCCCCCAGGAGUGACACCUGCGGAUCUCUAUAUGACGAGCCUCUAGCAUCUCUCGUAUCGUCACCUUCAAUCUCUACACCCUCCGAACUCCCGGAGCUGCCAGACGUAGAUCUCUCAGAACAUCGUUCGCGAGCUACGUCUCUGGUGGUGGUAGAGAUCCCCAAGAACUCGAAUCUUAACCCGGCUGAUUACUUGAGUGUCCUCGGGUCGCAAUCAAGCGGCAAGUCUACGCAGUCGCUGGCCGAACUUGAAAACGAAGACAGCCGCGUCGCCAUUGCGCGAAACAGUCAAGGAACUGUCCCAGAUUCGCAGGAAAUUACAGAUCGAUCUUGGACCCAGCAGCAUAUUCCAGCCGAAUUGCCACCAUCUUCUAACCGAUUGAUUGAGUCCCAACUUCAAGACAUCGUACCCGAAUCUAGUUCUCACGCCAUUCCGGACUCUUUCGAGGCACCUUCAAAACCGAUAUCACAGGAACCUGAUAAGGAAAACGAAGAGCGACACGAAUCCUCUCUGUCUAAUCAUAAUUCCACUGAUACAGCAUCCGAGGACCGCAUUCAAGAGUCCCAUGCGACUGUCAGUUCAGAUAUUCCUUCUCGCCAGCCCGAUCAGUUAAGAGAGGUCCCAGGAGCCGGCAGCCCAGUUCUGUCUGAGUCGUUAUCACACAAUACGCCCGAUUCCCGUAAUCGGCAGCCUCUAGCAUCAUCAGGGUCCGCCAGAUCUAUAAAUACACAACCAGAAGCAAGCCCCCGGUUUCUUAGUCAACCAUAUUUUGCAACCGUAUUAGAGAACCCAGAGAGCUCUAUACCUAGUCGAAUCUUCGAAUCACCUGCUCAUCCCACUGCGGAGAUUGCCUCUUCUUACAGCUCUGGCACUCUAUCUGCGUCGGACCAAGGGGUUUCUCAAGCUGCUCAGAUAAUUUCACGCGAUUUCGAGGCACCGAUACAACAACUUACAGAGAGUAAAUCUCAAGAAAGUCCAGCCCAGUCUAGCUCAAAUCGCCGUCGUAUCAGCGACGAGAAGGAUCACACUCAUAACCCCGCCUCACCUCGUCCCCGAGAGGCUGCCGAUCUCCUGCCACCGCAAUCAGCCCCGGCACGCUUUGUAGGCCAUCCUGGAGGCAUCUCAGGCUCACCAGCGAACCCAAAAACCCCUUUUAAUCCAUAUAAAGGCCAAAAGAUGGAAAACGAGACUCCAGAGCAAGCCAAGGAGAGGCGAACCGAGGAGAGGGUUCGCGCACAAAUGUUGGACCUCUUCCACAUGGAGGCGUUUAACAGCGAGGCUGGUUCUACGUCCCAGCAGAUACCACUCCACCAGACUUUGGCUGAAGAACCCGCUGAGCACCAUGCACCGUUAGAGAAAGGCGUAUACAAUACGUACACUGAGCUACCUGUUCAUUCGGCAGAUUUGCCUCGCGGCGCUCAAACGCCCGGCAGCAAAGAGAAAGAACAAGCCGGAAAUACGGCAACUGCAGCUGCAACCGAAAGUACGGGAGACGAGAGGGACACAACGACCUCGACAUUUGGACCACAAGUCUCAACCCCACAGGAGCCCGUCGCCGCAGAAGUGGCAGACAUAUAUGGUUCAGCUUUUGUCGAAGCGGAGCUGGAGCCACCACCUGUGGCUGCCCCAGAGUUUAUCCUAGCACAGCAAUCUACAGUCUCCCUUGCUGACAUCAGUCGACAACCAGAGCCAGCAUACAAAGACAUCCCUCUGGUGUCUUUUAUCAGCCCGGAUGAAACUAUGAUGCAAGAACCUUCAACCGAUACUGCUCAUUCGGAGCAGGUUCAACGCGAGCCUAGUCCCGCCGAAUCAUCGGUAUCUUUCGCCCCUUCAGCAGCGGUAGAACAUAUUGUGACACUCCCUUUCCAAGCAAGCUUGCGUCAGAGGUACAAAGACACCAUAGGCGAAUUUAGGCCUUCGAUCAUGGAGUUUAACAAGUCUUUUAUCGGGGAGGACUACUCGGAGCCAGACCAGCUCCUGGUCGAACGCAUUGACGAGUUAUUCAACAUUUUGUUGAAUAUAUGUGAUUAUCCCGAAGAUGUGGUGGGGAGCGGCCUCGAAACUCUACCUCCAGCAGAGCUAGCCAAAUAUUGCUGUGAUGCCAACCCCAAGUUCAAUUUCAUCUUUGAACUUCUGAGCGGCAUUAUAGGACACCACUCAAACAUUUUAAUAAUCGCUCGCUCUCCAGACCUCCUCCGACUCCUUUGUCAUUUAGCAGAAGCUCUGAAGAUGCCUUUCAGUUGCGAUACUAUUGGUGAAUCGGAUCUCUCAUCCGGCGAUUCAUCCAGUUCUAAGCUGGUUCUUGCUCUUCCGGCUGAUGAUAUCGAUGCUCGGGAGUUCGAUAUCGUGAUUGGAUACGACCAUUCUUUUAGGCACUCGUCCAUUGCACAAGGGCUAAGGAGCCCCGACAACACCAGACGGCAGCUUAUUUUGGUUCUGGUUACAACUCAUUCAAUUGAGCAUAUUGAUCUUCAAAUACCAGACGAUUUGACUCUAAUAGAACGAAAGAGCGUCCUGACAUCUGCAAUCGUGCGCGCCCGGAAUCUGGUGGCCAGUCCCGAACGCGGCUACCAAGAGCCACAUGAGAUUGCCGCCUUCUUCAUAGAAUAUCUCGAAAGCGAUCAAGACACGCCUCUAUGGGAUGCGAUUCCUGUGCCAGAUGAUAUUCUUGACGUGUAUGAACAUUCCCAAUCGCGAUCACAAAUGCCGGCAUUUCCCCAUCAUGAGCAGGAAAGCGGUCGCAAACGCAAACAUAACGAAUCGGAUGUUUUUGAGACGAAGAGACCACGGGUGCUUUCUACAAGUGAGGCGAUAGCAGCGAUUGGAACAGGCCAGGCUCCAGUAUCCGAUGAAGUGAAAGCUAUGCUGGCUCAGUAUACCACCGCAAUAGGGGAGUCUUCUCGACGACAAGUAUCGAUCGAUGUCCCCCUUACAUCACUACAGAAAAUGGCUGAAAUGUUUGCCGAGUACGAGCGUCGCCUAGAAGCUGCUGAUCGCGGCGCAGAAUAUCAAGAUGUGAUUUCACGCCUCGAGAAACGGGUCAAGGAGUACGAGAGAACAACGCACAGAGUGUACGAGGCCAAGCGUGCUGCGCUGCAAGACCGUACUCAAUUUGAAGCCGAAAGGCAGAAAAUGGAGAAAGCCAUGCAAUCUGCUGCGGUCCAAUCGGAGAAGGAAGCUGAGAAAGCAAAGAAAAUCAUUACGGAGCUGGAAGCUGCUGUGGCGCGGCUGACAGAAGACCCAACUUCUUCCGAUCCACAAAAUACACCUUUGGCAAAAACCGAGACGCUUCUACACGAUACCCAGUCCAAAGUUUCUGUUCUUGAGAAGCGGCUGGAGAAUGCCCAGAGUGAGGCAGACUACAUUCGGACUCAGUAUCAGGAAGCUUCCUCGGUUGCUUCUAGGCUGCAAACAGAAAACAACCAGCUAAUAAGCCAAAACGAGGAACUUGCCAAGAAGGCUUCCGAAAACUCGGUCAAGAUCCACGAGAUCCAGGAGCGAGAUACUAUAAACACAUACAUUGCACAGGUUGCAGAGCUCAAGCAACAGAUCCAACUGAGGGAGAGGGAGCUAGAGCUUGCCAAUGAUGAGCUUCGACAGCUCAAGAACGGACGGCGAGAGACCCGACAGUCUAGUGUACCACGGAGUCCACGCAUGGGCAUGCUAAGCCCGCUUACUCGAACAAUGGGGGGCCCAGGUAGUAGGGGGGCCAGCCCGGCUCUGGGAGCUGGUAUUGAAGGGAUGCAGCUCUACGGGCAGCAGUCAAGAAACAGCAGAUACGAUCAUUUGAGAUAG
This is a messenger RNA of Trichoderma breve, 4347 nucleotides long. RefSeq lists its product as uncharacterized. The record is from RefSeq and is a predicted model, not a curated record. Bases 1 to 4347 code for a protein of 1448 amino acids. NCBI's taxonomy places the organism in Eukaryota, Fungi, Ascomycota, Sordariomycetes, Hypocreales, Hypocreaceae. The transcript has 4 exons.